Molecule: messenger RNA, 1170 nt
Organism: Penicillium cataractarum
Lineage: Eukaryota; Fungi; Ascomycota; Eurotiomycetes; Eurotiales; Aspergillaceae
Product: Zn(II)2Cys6 transcription factor domain-containing protein
Exons: 2
Coding region: 1-1170 (389 amino acids)
Biological process (GO): regulation of transcription by RNA polymerase II
Molecular function (GO): DNA-binding transcription activator activity, RNA polymerase II-specific; zinc ion binding
Source: RefSeq, a predicted model, not a curated record
AUGGCCACGCGCCGCUCUCAUCAAAAAUCACGUCAUGGGUGUAGCAAUUGCAAGCGAAGGCGAGUGAAAUGUGACGAGAGGCGGCCAUAUUGUCAAAACUGCACUCAGCGUAAUGACACAUGCGUGUACAUCGCGCCAGUCCCCUUCGUUUUUGCGGGCAAAUCGGAGCGGUCGGGAAGAUCGUCACCAAAUAUCACGCGUGAUGUAAGAUCUUCAUCCGAGGCUAGCAGCUCCGUCAAUAGCUAUAUUUCCGCCUCGGGGGCGACAACUGGGGCCCCGCCAUUGAACUUGGCCCAUUUGGAGCUUGAGCUCCAGUGGAUCACGCAUACACACAAGCUUUUCGCAAGAAAUGAAGAAACAAGAAAAGUUUGGGAAAUACCAGUGCUUCAAGAGGCACUACACAGUCCGUUCUUGAUGCAUGGAAUACUGGCCAUCUCCGCAUUGCAUCUUGCUUAUCUUCGCCAGGAUGAACGCCAAGCAGAGUGGAUCAGUAUUGCGAUCGCACAUAAGAGCACGGCACUAUCUAUUUUCUCAGAACAGUUGCAUAACAUCGACGAAUCCAAUGCAAGAGCAAUGACGAGUUUUGCCGGAAUUGCAGUCGUGUUCAGCUUUGCGAGCGCACUUCAUUGCUCCGACUCUGACGACGGGCCUAGCCUGAAUGCCUUGAUUGAUAUUUUGAUGUUGGCUCGUGGGGUUCAAACAGUCGGAAAUCAAGCAAUGGGGUUUCUUCGACACAGCAAUUUUGCGCCUCUGUUCAAUAUCACUGACCCCGGGGCGACUGUCCCCGACGAUGUUCUUACGGCACUCAAUACUCUCGAUGACUUGAAUGUUCAGUAUGGUCAGCAAACGGAGGGCCAUAAUGUAAAGUCUUACGAACGCGCGAUCUGCACAAUGAAAGAGUUGGCUCCAUUUACCUAUGCAGAGCCAACGUCAUUGACAGUUGUGGGCGGGUGGGCUAUUCGAGCACCUCCAGAAUUUUUGGAAGGGCUCAAAAACCGCGAACCUUUUGCUUUGGUCGUCCUUGCACAUUUUUGUGUGUUCUUGCACAUCACUCGAGAGAACUGGUGUAUCGGAUCGUGGGGUCGGCGUAUCCUUGGGGAAAUAGUCCUGAUUUUGGAAGCUGACUGGCAACGUCAUAUAAAAUGGGCAGUGGUACAAGUAUUGAGAUAA